AUGUCAUGCCAAGGCUGCGUUGGAGCCGUUAAUAGAGUUUUGGGAAAAAUGGAAGGGGUUGAGUCAUUUGACAUUGAUAUAAAGGAGCAAAAGGUGACAGUGAAAGGUAAUGUUGAACCUGAAGCAGUUUUUCAAACAGUUUCAAAGACUGGAAAGAAGACUUCAUACUGGCCCGUGGAAGCUGAGGCUAAGGCCGAGACAGUGACUGAGACUAAGACUGAGGAUAAGGUUGAUGCAAAGGCUGAUGUUGAACCAAAACUCGCUGAAGCUGAGACUAAGCCAUCAAAAGUUUAA
Eruca vesicaria subsp. sativa (arugula) is the source of this 294-nucleotide messenger RNA. The record is from the annotation of a GenBank genome assembly. Lineage: Eukaryota; Viridiplantae; Streptophyta; Magnoliopsida; Brassicales; Brassicaceae.